AUGAUAUCUACCACAUUCACUUGUCAAACAUUACACUUAAUCGUUACAUUAAAUUAUUGUUUUUUGAAAUUGUUGUGUGCAAACAUGUCGACGCAUGUACCUGAUCGAGAUCUGAAAGCGAUCUUAUUUGUAUCGAUAACAACUGUUUUAAUUAUUCUCAUCAUUGUCAGUCGAUGGCUCAAUUUCCAUUUUUGUAAGUGCUGUUUCCAUUGGAUGCGAAUUAGAAAAACUUCAAUAACUACACCAAAUAUUUCUGCUCGCGAACAUUCAACUCAAGAACCGCGAACGUCAUUCAUUGACCUGAAUACAACUGACGACGUAGUUAAAAAUGUGAGUUUAUGGACGCCAGCUUUUGGUUCGGUCUCAUCCUUGGUCACCAACGACACAACACGUGAUGCGACAUCGAUGCCGAAUAGUGACAGUGCAUAUGAUAUUGUUUCCUUUGCGAACAAUGUCAAAUCAACGCUAAAACAAACCAUCGUAUGCGAAUCUGAUGAAGAAUCGAUUGGCAAUGAUUUAACUGAAGAGAAUCUCGGAUGUGGCAAAUUACAGAUAACAAUUAAUUACAACGCUUUGGAAGAAUAUUUCGAAAUAUUGUUUCUGCAAGCACGAUACAUCAGCAUAAGCAAUGAAAAGCGAGAACAAAUCAAACUUUACAUAAGUGCAUACUUAGAUCAUGAACGACGGCAAAGUCAACAGACACAAUUAAUUACCUAUCAUCCAAAUCAACCGUUAGUCUUUCAUUCGUCAAUGAGAUGGAAAGUCGAUGAUGAUCGGUUACCAAGUACAGUUCUACACACAAGUCUACACGCUCAGCAGGAGAAUCAAACGGAAACCCUCGUUGGAGAAUGUUCGUUUACAAUCGGUGAAAUUUACAUUUAUCAACCAUUAACAACAUGGUUAAAUCUGCAUGAUAGUGAUAAAGCGUAUUUAUAUCGUGGUGAAAUUAGUAUAUCUCUUUGUUACCAUCCUACAGCCGAUCGCUUAACUUGUUCAUUAAUUCAAGCACGAAACUUGACCUUCUACAAACGCGACUCUAUCAUCACUGGUAUGAUAUCGACAGAGUGUUAUGCGACCAUAUCUUUGCUUCAUCGUCAUCAAGUGAAAAGAAAAACUCGAACAAGCUAUCAUCAUGCUACGGACGCAAACCCUAUCUUCAAUGAAACAUCUGUAUUCAAUGUUUCGAGUAAUGAUCUUCUUACUUCGUAUAUACGCAUUGUGAUCUAUGAAAUCGUACCAUCGAUAUCGUCGACAACAACAAAAACACUCGAAAUAGGUCAUUGUCUCAUCGGUAAUCAUGAUCGUACACAGCAUAUGUCUCAUUGGCAACAAAUGUUACGUGUGCUUCAACGUCCUGUCAUCACACGACUAUCUUUGCCGUCAAUGAAAUACGUUUCCUACAAGCUAUUUGUCGUUAUCAGAUAUCCUUAUGAAAAUAGAUCAGUUCGAAAGAUGGAUAACUAUAUUAAUCACGAUGAAAAAAUGCUUAUGUACAGAUGGUUUGUGAAUGACAGAUUCUUUGCUGAUAUGUAUACAUAG
Adineta ricciae is the source of this 1539-nucleotide messenger RNA. Lineage: Eukaryota; Metazoa; Rotifera; Eurotatoria; Adinetida; Adinetidae. The record is from the annotation of a GenBank genome assembly.